AUCUCGUGACUUCGUCACGUGAUCUGUCGCAGCUUGACGUUCGGGCAGCUGACUGUGAGCUCAGUAGAGAAGAUCGUCGGUUCUGAUCCAGGUUCCGCUCCGGUACGCGACAUGGCAAGCCAGUCUCAGGGGAUCCAGCAGCUGCUGCAGGCGGAGAAGAGAGCGGCCGAGAAGGUGGCCGAGGCCCGCAAACGGAAGAACCGCCGCCUGAAACAGGCCAAAGAAGAAGCUCAAGCUGAGAUCGAGCAGUACCGACUCCAGCGGGACAAGGAGUUCAAGACCAAGGAAGCUGCGGCCCUGGGGUCUCAUGGCAACAGUGCUGUGGAGGUGGAUCGGGACACGGCGGAGAGAAUGGGUCGCAUCCAGAAGAGUUACCACGGCAACAAGGAGGCGGUGCUCGGAGACCUGCUGCGCCGUGUGUGCGACAUCCAGCCCGAGUUUCACGCCAACUACCGAGUGGCCGGCUGAGGCAGCGGACCGUGCUGCCCGCUAGUUCACAUGUUGUGAUGUGGUUUAGCUGUUCUCCUAUUUAUUCACCACUCGCGUCCUGUGCUGUUGACCCGUUGAAACAGUGUGUGCAAUGUGAUCAUGUGACCUGCCCUUGUCUGUGAUGAUAUCAUGAGAAUAAAAGGUUCGUGUGUGACGUCCUCA
Synchiropus splendidus (mandarinfish) is the source of this 651-nucleotide messenger RNA. RefSeq names its product ATPase H+ transporting V1 subunit G1 (gene atp6v1g1). The coding region runs from base 112 to 468 and encodes 118 amino acids. NCBI's taxonomy places the organism in Eukaryota, Metazoa, Chordata, Actinopteri, Syngnathiformes, Callionymidae. Gene Ontology annotation, molecular function: proton-transporting ATPase activity, rotational mechanism. The transcript is spliced from 3 exons. Gene Ontology annotation, cellular component: vacuolar proton-transporting V-type ATPase complex. Gene Ontology annotation, biological process: proton transmembrane transport. The record is from RefSeq and is a predicted model, not a curated record.